Nicotiana attenuata is the source of this 1718-nucleotide messenger RNA. Its product is annotated as F-box protein SKIP31. The transcript is spliced from 9 exons. The coding region runs from base 186 to 1358 and encodes 390 amino acids. Gene Ontology annotation, molecular function: protein binding. The record is from RefSeq and is a predicted model, not a curated record. Lineage: Eukaryota; Viridiplantae; Streptophyta; Magnoliopsida; Solanales; Solanaceae.
CCUUCUCUCACGCACGCUUUCCAAACAGUUGAACACACCCCUCUAACUUUUUGCAUCAAUGACUCCUCGAUUCAAUCUACGGCUUAGAUUCGCCGACGCCAUUCUCCGGUCGCCGGCUUUCAUUUUCCGGUCAAACUAACCUACAUACACCGGUGAGGGUAUCUCGGUCCUUUAAGUUUAAUAUCAUGGCAACCUCCGAAGAUGAGGAUGAAUCACUCGCUCAAUUCCUUGAAUCUGAAGUCCUCGCUUUCUCCGAUCAGGAUGAAGGGAAGCAACUGAAAGUUGAGGACAAUAAUGACAAGUUUGGUGGAGAGGAGGAGCAAGUAACAGAGAAAAUGAGAGAUGUGGAGGAUGGGGGGGAAGAGGAGGAGGAGGAGGAGCAGGAGGAGGAAAAUAGAGGAGCAAAACGCAUGAAAUUUGAGGAGAAAGAGGGGAACAAAAAGGUGAAGACAUUGUUAUCAUCUCAAUCUCUUGCAUUACCAAUCGAAAUUAAAGCUGAUGGUGAAUGCGCAUCUUCACCUCCAAACAUGUGUGAGACUCAUAUGGGUACGUGUAACGGUGCUGGUACCAACAGCGUAAGACGCGUUCCAAGGAUGAUAGAAACUGGUAUUCUCAGCAAAAUCCCUCCUGAGUUGCUCCAUCACAUUCUCAAGUUCCUUUCCUCAGAGGAUCUUGUUGCAUGUUCGUUGGUCUGUAAGUUUCUAAAUGGUGUUGCUUCUGAUGAAUCCUUAUGGCGUCGGCUUUAUUGCUUGCGAUGGGGUCUGGUGCUCCCAACAAAAAAGCCACGGGAGUGUGCUUGGAAGAAGCUUUACAUCAAGCGUGAUGCAGACGACAUGGUGGAGUUCGUCAGUAAUUGCCCGACGGAAUUCAAGGAGUAUUACAUCCAAAUGCAGACUGCUAAAAGAAGCCAAGCUCCUCUUCUUUCUCAGAUAAAUGAUGAUCGUAUAAUUCUCGAUAAGACCGUUGCUGAUCAAGUCUCUAUUUGGAAGAAAAGCAAAGGCCUAGGUGAUAAUGUGGUCAAUGAUCAUGCGUGUUCUGGGAAGACAUGCGCUUACCAUCAAAUUGGGGAUGUAUUUGUAUGUGAGAAAACUGGAAACGUUCAUGUUUGUGAUGACACAUGCAGGGAAGUUGUACUGGAUCCAAUAAAUGGUCUGCUUGUGUGCACUAUUUCAGGCCACUGUUUGGACACGAUGUUGUUGUUACCAGAUGAAACGGAACCAGAUGUGGAGCAACAACAAGCUGGUGCGGCAGACGAACUAGAACCAUUCAUGGGUUCAGGUCGUUUUGCUCGAGCUUAUGAACUGGGGUAUAACUGCGAUGAUGAGAAGGAACUGGAAGCUGCUUUGCGCUUUUGCUGAUUCAACUGUUUAUCGCCACUGAAGGGUGUGGUGGGUUGGUAAGGAUCUCUCCGCCUUUAACUGGAGAUCUUAGAGUUCGAGUUCUGGAAAUGAGGAAGCUCUUGGUAUGGAGCACAUUACCCCUCUUAACAGACCUUCCCGGUUCGUCCGGAUUAGUCGGUUGGUGGGCUUAGUUACUGGAUGUUCAAGAAAAAGAAAAAGCUUAUCCAUAUAUAGUUGGAUCUUCGGCAUGUUCAGAAAUGAAAUUAUUAUAGUUUUGUUUAACCUUGUAAUUGUAGUAUGCAUAAUUUUAGUGCUAUAUAAUGUAGAUUGCUUAAUUUAAGUUAAAAUUAUAAGAGGCCUAUAUAGUUUUGCACUUAA